Messenger RNA from Colletotrichum gloeosporioides, 1944 nucleotides. RefSeq lists its product as uncharacterized. NCBI's taxonomy places the organism in Eukaryota, Fungi, Ascomycota, Sordariomycetes, Glomerellales, Glomerellaceae. The record is from RefSeq and is a predicted model, not a curated record. The transcript has 2 exons. Bases 1 to 1944 code for a protein of 647 amino acids.
AUGAAGAGAACCCAAUACCGGUAUCAACCCUUGCGAAAGAAUGAUACCAUCCGAUUACUGAUAUUGGAUCCUGGGAAAGGAAGUGAUCCGUUGACAGGAAGGCUCACGGAAGAAUGUCCAGAUUCUGCGGGAAGUUAUGACGCACUUUCGUAUGUCUGGGCAGAUCCAGGCCCAUCAAGUAGUGCAUACGAGAUCCUGAUUCGGGAUGAGUCCAGCAAGCCAGGAUUCCUGAAGCUGAAAGGGGGCGCGAUCUUCGCUGCCCUGCGGCAGCUACGUCUUCCGGACCGGUCGCGUCGGAUCUGGGCUGACCAGUGUUGUAUCAACCAGGAUGACACGGUGGAAAGAAGUCAACAGGUUCAAUUCAUGAACACAAUCUAUCGCGACGCGGCUCAUGUCUUAGUAUGGCUAGGGUUAGACACGGAGAAGCAGGCUGCGCCGGCUUUCAGUUUGGUACGCGAACUCGAUGAGAGGCUCAAGACCUUCAUCGGUGACUCUCCUCAUGGUUCCGAUACAUUUGACCUAGAGAGAUCUGUCAGACAGAACUGGAAGGCUCUCAAGGCCUUGACGGGCCGCGCGUGGUUCAAACGUGGGUGGAUUGUCCAGGAGAUAGGAACAUGCACACCGGCAACGAUGCUCUGGGGUGACACCACGAUGGACUGGGAAUUACUGGCCAGCGUUUGCGAGAGACUGAAGUGUUACCACCAUCUCCGCAGUACACUGAGCAUCAAUACGUCCGACAUUUCAUUCCUUUUCCGACGUUUUACGGAGCCAGACGAAAAUACUCACCAUGCGAAUCGAUAUAACUUCGUGUACGAGCUUCAGCGGGCGCGGCAUCUGCGCUUCAGCGACGACAGAGACCGGGUUUUUGCGUUCCUCGGGCACUUUUCCACCCACUCGCUUCAUCCUCUAAGCUUGGGGCCGGUGACAAUUGCAGCCGAUUACACGAAGACUGUUGAGCAGACGUACAUCAACUUAGCGGUGCAGAUAUUACGAGCGAACCCGGAUGCGGCAUGCAUUUUGUUAGCAGCAGUACAACAUCCGCGGCGACUUUCUUGGGAUGCAAAUCUUAAGAAGAGGGCUCCUUCUCGCCACAGUCUCCCAUCCUGUCACGAAACGCCAAUACAAGCGGAGUUAGCCAUGGAAGCAUGGCGUUGGGACAAAUAUACGCUGCCAUCUUGGGUUCCCGACUGGAGAUGGUCCGAAGGUAUAAUCCUUGCAGAGCCAAUAUGUCCGCACCGCGCCCAUGGAGAUUCGACCACAUCGCUUGAGAUCGUAGAGCCAAAUGGUCUUAUGCUUAAAAUUCAUGGUGUGGAGGUCGAUAACGUGGAGGUGUGUUCACAAGCGUUGCUGGCUGAAGACUUUUACAACAAAACGAUGCGCAAUCAGUCUCCCACUCUGAUAGAAUGGCUAUGGAAAGAUAUCUGUGGUAAGACACACUUCAGCCUGGACGAAAAAUAUCUCAACGACCAGACAGCCUUCUUCGCGUUUAUGCAGACGCUCAGCAAUGGUUGUGUACAGGCUGCAGGACAUGAGUGUAGGCCAUACCAUGAGAUCCCGGAUCACGUGUGGCUGGAAAACGCAGCCAGGUAUGUCGUAGCCACUCUAGGAGCGUCUGGCGAAGUGUCGGAAGAGAUUUGGAGACUUGGCACAGGCGCAGAGCUUGAAGGGGACCAUGAGAAGUGGAGUCGAUGGGGAGCCUCGGCGUCAGAAGGCCGUACUUUUGCAAAGACGGAAAUGGGAUAUUAUGUACUCGGCCCGACGGCAUUGGAAGUUGGAGAUGUCGUUUGUGUUCUAUUCGGCAGCAAGGUGCCGUUCUGCCUUAGGCCCAUGGGCAGGCGUUACUUGUUUGUGGGUGAAUGCUAUGCUCACGGCCUGAUGAAAGGAGAGGCAAUGGCAAUGUUAGCUCGGGACGAGCUUCAUGAAAAGGUAUUUGAUAUUGUUUAA